CAUUAAGACGAUGUGGUGUAUCGCUCCACUGCGUAUCGUAUAUAUCUGAUUUCCGGUUUCGUCUGGAUUGCCUUUAGGCUAACAGAUUUUUUAGUUGUCUUCAUUCAACAGGUGUAAAAAGACGCGCUCGCGGUAUCGCAACACGGUUCGGCAUCGGCUAUUUUAAAAAAGUUUUGUUCACUCUAAUUAACUAAUUUAGCAGACGAAGGAUUUUCAAGGAAAGCUAUCAGAAUGCAGCAUCAGAUUGAAACUCACACAAAUCUAUUUUGCAUACUUGUAAAUGUGUCGUCUGUAUCUAUUGAAAUGGGCAACAAGUGAAGGUGUUUGCAAAGGAUUGAAAAGCAAACGUCACUUCAACAAACAUGAAGUGCAUGUCAAUCAGUUUUGAAAUUGAUUUUAUUUUACUGCUGCUGCUGCUUUCGUUAAACAACUGCUGUGCCACUCAAGGCGGCACCAAUUGUUAUGAGAGUCACCAGAAUGGCUUUAAUACCUAUCCGAAUAAUUUGCCCGGCGAUAAAGGGAGUGGAAAUAGUACUAAUAAUAAUAAUGAUACCACCAUGAUGAUGACACAGGCGCCAGGCACGACAACGACACCGUCGUCCAACGAUGUCGCCACUUGGACUUGUUGCUGCUGGGAAGUCAGCAAUCAGAAUGAGCUCGAAUGUCGCUGCGAGGGCGAUGCGUUGACACGUGUGCCACAGACUUUGCAACAACCACUACAAAGGCUAACAAUUGCAUCAGCGGGCAUGCCUCGUUUACGCUCGGUUGGAUUGAAGAUUUACGGAGCCACAUUAUUAGAUGUUGCGUUCAUUAACUGUCACAAAUUGGAAGAAAUACAGGACAGCGCCUUCUCUAACUUGACGGUUCUGCGCACCAUUUAUAUUUCGCAAGCGCCAAAAUUGACAUAUCUAUCGAAGAAUGUGUUUGAGGGAAUUUCUGACACCAUUGAAAUCAUGUAAGUAGAAACGCAUAUUAAUAGUGGUUUGACAAGUGUUCCGGAUCUUGGAUUUUUACCACCUCACAACAUUCUACAGAUGAUUGAUCUCGACAAUAAUCAAAUUUCUCGAAUUGAUUCCAAAUCUAUUAAAGUUAAGACUGCACAAUUAGUUUUAGCAAAUAAUGACAUAACAUUUAUUGACGAUUCCGCUUUCUCUGGUUCUAAAAUUGCCAAGCUCACUUUGCGGGACAAUCGCAAGUUAAGCGAUCUUCAUCCAAAUGCUUUCUACGGCAUAAUAGAUAUAACCGAACUUGAUCUCUCUAGCACUUCGCUAGUCAGUUUGCCAUCAGCUGGACUGCAGACCGUCGAAGUUUUGUACAUUACUAACACGCAUACGUUGAAGACAAUACCCUCCAUAUAUAAUUUUCAGAACUUACAGAAAGCUCAUCUAACGCAUUCAUUCCACUGCUGUGCAUUCCAAUUUCCUUCAAGACACGAUCCUCUGAGGCAUGCUCAACGUAUGCAGGAAUUGGAGAAGUUGAGAGAACAGUGCUACAGCAAUCGUGAUCUUGUAAUGCAAUUAAAUAAACCAAGUCUCGCCACAUCUCAAACUGACGAAGUUAUUGAUCAAUUUGGUCGUUGGGAACGAAGCAUACCAAAUGGUUUUAAUGAUUUUGUAAGCUAUCAGAAUACUGAAAUGCCAUUGAACGAUGGCACGCCUAAUUCGUACAAUUACUUGACGGAUUCGACAAUGAUCAAUAUCGGAGUAUUUCACGAACAAAUUACACUAAAUCCAGAAGAUGAUCAACUUGCUGAGUAUUGUGGAAACUUUACCUUCAGAAAACCCAAUGUUGAGUGCUAUCCAAUGCCGAAUGCUCUGAAUCCUUGCGAGGAUGUAAUGGGUUAUCAGUGGCUGCGCAUUGCUGUUUGGAUCGUUGUUGCUCUGGCGGUUGUUGGCAACGUCGCUGUCCUCGCUGUCAUACUCUCCAUUAAAUCGGAGACAGCGUCGGUGCCGCGAUUUUUAAUGUGCCACUUGGCAUUUGCUGACCUCUGUCUGGGGCUCUAUUUGCUGCUGAUUGCCUCAAUCGAUGCACAUUCGAUGGGCGAAUACUUUAACUAUGCAUUUGAUUGGCAAUAUGGAUUGGGUUGCAAGGUAGCUGGAUUUCUCACAGUAUUCGCAAGUCAUUUGUCGGUAUUUACGUUGACUGUCAUCACAAUUGAACGAUGGUUCACUAUUACGCAUGCCAUGUAUCUGAACAAGCGUUUGAAAUUGUAUCAGGCUGCUGUAAUCAUGCUGUCGGGUUGGAUCUACUCAAUUUUUAUGUCCUCAAUGCCUUUGUUUGGCAUUAGCAAUUACUCAUCGACAAGCAUUUGCUUACCCAUGGAGAAGCGUGAUAUAUAUGAUUCGGUGUACUUGGUAUUGAUUUUGGGCUGCAAUUUUAUGGCUUUCACCAUUAUUGCCAUAUGCUAUGCUCAAAUAUACAUAUCACUGGGUCAUGAAACUCGUCAUGCACGUGAUAACAUUCCUGGCGAGAUAAGCAUUGCCAAAAAGAUGACACUUCUGGUUUUUACCAAUUUCACUUGCUGGGCGCCCAUUGCUUUCUUUGGACUUACUGCUUUGGCCGGAUAUCCGUUGAUUAAUGUUACCAAAUCGAAGAUAUUAUUAGUAUUUUUCUAUCCGUUGAACUCUUGUGCCGAUCCGUAUCUCUAUGCUAUUCUAACGUCUCAAUAUCGACAGGAUUUAAUCACUCUGUUGUCAAAGUUGGGUAUUUGCCAAAAGCGUUUAAUGAAAUAUAAGCAUAGCGAUUCCAUACCUGUCACCACCCAUUACACCAUACGCGGCUCCAUUGAUCGUCACCAUUCUCUUAGUCAGAAAGGUCAAUUGGAUCUGACAGCGGAGACUCAGAAAAUGAUCAAGAAUGAUGAGGCUUACGUCUAAGAGUUUACGAAAGAAAACUAGCAAAAGAAAUUAAAUGGUUUUCAAUGUGGAAUUUAGUCAUUCGCUAAUGAAAGCAACACUUGCAACAGAAACUAGUUUCAAUGCGAUGUCAGCCAAAGGCAAAUGCAGAAAUGCUUAUUAGUUAUAAGUGAGCCAUAGGCUCAUAAAGAGUUUCUUAUUAGUUGUGAUAAUAUUUUCUUUAGUACUAUUAUUUAUAUUCUUGUUAUAAUUUUGAUCCUUAAGCUCUCUAAAAUCGUAACUUCCAUUGAAAUGCGUCACAUUUGCAGUAUUUCUGGCACACUUUAAUUUUAUAGUUAUGAAAUAACUAAAAAUAAUUUGAUUAAAAUAAAUUAGCCAAGCUAAACAGAUAAAUAAAUCCCAAUUAUUUCAUCACUGUUCUAAAU
This is a messenger RNA of Drosophila albomicans, 3280 nucleotides long. It is a transcript of the gene Lgr1, whose product is annotated as lutropin-choriogonadotropic hormone receptor. The record is from RefSeq and is a predicted model, not a curated record. Gene Ontology annotation, molecular function: protein-hormone receptor activity; G protein-coupled receptor activity; protein binding. Gene Ontology annotation, cellular component: membrane. NCBI's taxonomy places the organism in Eukaryota, Metazoa, Arthropoda, Insecta, Diptera, Drosophilidae. The transcript is spliced from 18 exons. Gene Ontology annotation, biological process: G protein-coupled receptor signaling pathway.